This is a messenger RNA of Manihot esculenta (cassava), 3268 nucleotides long. Its product is annotated as probable LRR receptor-like serine/threonine-protein kinase At3g47570. The coding region runs from base 203 to 3265 and encodes 1020 amino acids. Gene Ontology annotation, biological process: protein phosphorylation. Lineage: Eukaryota; Viridiplantae; Streptophyta; Magnoliopsida; Malpighiales; Euphorbiaceae. The record is from RefSeq and is a predicted model, not a curated record. The transcript has 2 exons. Gene Ontology annotation, molecular function: protein kinase activity; ATP binding; protein binding.
UUCACGUCCAUGUUCUGCUCUUCUCUCUCACCUGACUUGACAGAAUAUUAAAGUCAAAUUUGAUAAUCCACUCAGAUUUGCUCUUGACAACAAUUUACUUGUGUUAAUAUCAAUUUUAUUAAUCAAUCGUCUCCUUCUUCGUCUUUAAUCUACAUGGAAUAGAAGCGAUUAUCUGUCAAGUAAUCAAGAAAAUACUGCAGAGAUGGUUGGUGGAGGAUUAGAGAUAAUGUCUCUUUUCAUCCAUGUCAUUCUUGUUUCUUACAUGACUUGCCAGAAUCUUACAGCAAUAGCUGCAUCCUCCCUCGGUGGAAAUGAGACUGAUCGAACAGCUUUACUAUCUUUCAAAGACAGGAUAACAGAUGAUCCACUUCACAUCAUGAGCUCCUGGAAUAAUUCUGUCCAUUUCUGUGAUUGGUUUGGCAUUACAUGCGGUCGCAGGCACAGGAGGGUUACAGUGCUGGAUUUGCAGGACAAGAAGCUCGUUGGGUCCAUCUCACCACUGCUUGGAAAUCUCAGUUUUCUUAAAACAUUAAGCUUGCUUAACAAUGGCUUCACAGGUCAAAUUCCUGAAGAAUUGGGGAAUUUGUUCAGGCUUCAAGUGUUAAGCCUGGAGAACAAUUCCUUCACAGGCGAAAUUCCAUCAAAUAUAUCUCACUGCACCAACAUUCUCUACUUCGGUUUAGGAGGGAACAAGCUUGUAGGAAGUAUACCAAUGGAGUUGGAGUCAUUGUUCAAGCUCCAGCAACUUGUUAUUCCUGAAAACAAUCUGACAGGAAGACUUCCACAUUUCCUUGGCAAUUUCUCAUCUCUUGAAAUUGUACUAGCCGGUGCUAACAUGUUUGCAGGGACGAUCCCAGACUCUCUUGGCCGGUUACCGAAGUUAAGGAUUUUAGCAGUUGGAGUCAAUAUGUUGUCUGGUACAAUCCCUUCCUCUAUUUACAAUCUUUCUUCUAUGGCAAUAUUCUCUGUGCCAGAAAACCAACUCCAGGGAAGUCUUCCCUCAGACUUGGGAUUUACACUUCCAAAUCUGCGGAGACUUAACCUUUUCAGUAAUAAAUUUAAUGGACAUAUUCCUGCUUCUCUGUCUAAUGCUAAGGAACUAUCUGCCAUAAUAAUUGGGAAGAACAACUUUCAUGGAAAAGUUCCUCAGCUGGGAAGAUUGUUGAAUCUGUACUGGUUAGGAAUCGGAGAAAAUAAUCUUGGCAGUGGGAUAGAAGAUGAUGAUGGGUUGAGUUUCUUGUCUUAUCUAACAAAUUGUACCAAUUUGCGUAGGUUGGGUCUAAACGACAAUGAUUUUAUUGGGAUGUUGCCAAAUUCUAUAGGCAACCUUUCAGACCAACUUUCGUUUUUGACACUAGGAAGAAAUCGCAUAUUUGGAAAUAUUCCUGAUGGGUUAGCUGAGCUUGUCAAUCUAGAAAAUUUGGGCAUGGAAAGCAAUGAACUAACAGGUAUAAUCCCUGAAAAAAUUGGCAAACUUCACAAGCUCCAAGUCUUGGAUUUAUCAGGAAAUAAACUCACAGGCAAUAUCCCUUCCUCUCUGGGAAAUUUGAGUAUGAUUGGUGAGCUCUUCCUAGGACAGAAUCAGUUGAUUGGGAACAUACCUUUAAGCCUAAGUAAAUGCCGACGAUUGUCAAUGCUCUAUAUUGAUCAGACCAACAUCUCUGGGAUGAUACCUCAAGAGCUUUUCAACAGCUUGCCCUCACUAACUUUUGUAGAUCUAUCUGAUAAUAAUCUGAACGCUUCACUACCUUCGCAAUUUACCAUGGUGAAUCUUGUUUCUUUUGAUAUUUCUAAUAACAUGAUAUCUUGCAAUAUUCCUAGCAGUCUUAGCAGUUGUACAAGCUUGGAAAGAUUACGAAUGGAGGGUAACUUCUUUCAAGGUACUGUUCCUUCACUGAUGCCAUUGAGAGGUCUUGAAGAUAUAGAUCUUUCAAGAAACAACUUGUCUGGUCUAAUUCCAAGUUAUUUGGAGAACUUCAUGUUCUUAAGGAAUUUGAAUCUUUCCUUCAAUAAUUUUGAGGGUGAGGUUCCAACAACUGGUGUCUUUAAGGAUGCAAGUGCUAUUUCCUUAGCAGGAAACCAUAUGCUUUGUGGAGGCAUACCAGAAUUGAGAUUGCCAGCAUGCAUUAACAAUUCAAAGAAACACAGCUUCCCUGUUAUUCUGAAGGUAGCUAUUGCUGUGAGUUGUGGGCUUGCUGCAAUAGCUUUGCUACUUUGGUUCCUUGCAUUUUGGCUAAAAAAAUCCAACAAGGAACUGCCUGCGGGCUCUUCCUUGAAUGAGGAUUCUCUUCAAAGAGUAUCUUAUGGAAGCAUCUUCAAAGCAACUGAUGGGUUUUCUUCAUCCAACUUAAUUGGAAGUGGAAGCUUUGGAUGCGUAUAUAAAGCAAGAUUUGAUCAAGAAGAAACUACUGUAGCUGUCAAAGUUCUAAACCUUCAACGCCAAGGUGCUUUCAAGAGUUUUAUAGCUGAAUGCGAAGCCUUGAGAAAUAUCAGGCAUCGAAAUCUUGUCAAAGUAUUAACAGCUUGUUCGACUGUUGAUUUUCAAGGUAAUGAUUUCAAGGCUUUGGUUUACGAAUUCAUGGUUAAUGGAAGUCUAGAACAAUGGCUACAUCCAAGCAAAAGGACCACAGAUGAGACAUGUAUUGAGAUCAGGAGCCUAACAAUUCUUGAGAGAAUAGAUAUUGCAAUUGACGUGGCUUCUGCAUUAGAUUAUCUUCAUCAUGGUUGUCAUAAGCCAAUAGUUCAUUGCGAUAUAAAACCGAGCAAUGUCCUUUUGGAUUCAUCCAUGACUGCCCAUGUUGGUGAUUUUGGGUUGGUUAGGUUUCUUGGUGAAGACAGUGAAACAAGCUCUUUAGCAGUAAAAGGAUCAAUUGGCUAUGCGGCUCCAGAAUAUGGUUUAGGAAGUCAAGUGUCUGAAUAUGGUGAUUUGUACAGCUAUGGAAUUCUCUUGUUAGAAAUGUUCACCGGAAAGAGACCGACCGAUAACAUGCCUGACGAUAGUAGAGAUCUACACAACUGUGUUAGAAUGGCACUGGUGAAUGGUGUUAUGGAGAUUGUAGAUUUACAGAUUUUUUCAGGAGGAGAGAAGGAGGAGGCUUUUCUACAAUAUAUUCAAGAAUCAAUUGCUUCAAUUCUAAGUAUAGGGUUGGCAUGUUCUGUGGAUUCACCUUCAGCAAGAAUGGGAAUUAAUGAGGUUGUAACCAAGUUGAAGAAAAUUAGGGAAGCUAUCCCUUACAGGGAAAGGCUGAAGAAACUUCAAAAUUAAAGG